GCCGCUGAAGGGGCCUGGCGUCGAAGUCCCGGCGGCAGAAACUGGGCCGAGCGGUCGAUUGAUUUCAUCCUUAUCCGUAAAGGACUCGUCAUUAUUUUAUCAUUAGAAGUUCCUGUAAGAGAAAUACUGUGACAUAGUAAUUUUCCUUUUUAUUCAGGAAAUGGAGGCUCACAGAGAGUGACUGCUCAAGGCUUAUUAAUAUUGAGACUAAUAGCUUGAUCCUUUGUUUACUUGGAGUGAGGGAAAAGAAUGAGUUAUGCAGAAAAACCCGAUGAAAUCACAAAAGACGAGUGGAUGGAAAAACUCAAUAAUUUGCACAUCCAAAGAGCCGACAUGAACCGCCUGAUUAUGAACUAUCUCGUUACUGAGGGUUUUAAAGAAGCAGCAGAGAAGUUUCGGAUGGAGUCUGGAAUUGAGCCCAGUGUUGAUCUGGAGACCCUGGAUGAAAGGAUAAAAAUUCGAGAAAUGAUCCUCAAAGGUCAGAUUCAGGAAGCCAUUGCACUGAUUAACAGCCUUCAUCCAGAAUUAUUAGACACAAACCGGUACCUUUACUUCCAUUUGCAGCAACAACAUUUAAUUGAGCUGAUUCGGCAGCGUGAGACAGAAGCUGCAUUGGAAUUUGCUCAGACGCAGCUAGCAGAACAAGGAGAGGAGAGCAGGGAAUGCCUGACAGAGAUGGAACGCACUCUGGCCCUGCUUGCUUUCGAUAAUCCUGAGGAAUCCCCUUUUGGAGACUUGCUCAACAUGAUGCAGAGACAGAAAGUGUGGAGUGAAGUUAACCAGGCUGUUCUAGACUAUGAAAAUCGCGAAUCAACGCCCAAGUUGGCUAAAUUACUGAAACUGCUACUGUGGGCCCAGAACGAGCUGGACCAGAAGAAAGUAAAAUAUCCCAAAAUGACAGACCUCAGCAAGGGGACAAUUGAAGAACCCAAGUAGAAUGUGUGCAGGUGGACACUAAACCGCGGAACUGCACAGUUAUAUACAUUUUUAAUCAGUCUGUGACUGAAAUAUUUUUACUACAGUUCAGGACUUUGCAAUUCAGUUGUGUGGUUUUUCCCCUUCCUUUUGGCAAGCAUACUUAAAGGGAGAUGGGUCCCUUUUUUAAAUGCAGCAGAUCGGCAUUGAAAAGCAUUGUAUCACUUUGACCAUCUGACUUAGGCUAUGCACUGUCAUAUGUUUUUAGCAAAAACAAAACAUGGCUUUUUUUACAUUCUGUGGUCACGGUUUGUAAUGUCUGGCUGCUGAAAGCACACUUUGGUAGCCAGUGAAUUAAUGUUGAAGCUCUGGCAACUCUCCAGUUAAACUUAACCUGUCUCUCACUUGAAUAUUGACUUUUUCUGUGUUAAUUUAUAGCCAAACAUGCAUUCCCUAUUUAAAAACUAGCAAUUGGUCAAGUGAUCAUUUUGUAAACCUCAUGGCAAUGUUGUUUUUCUGCAUAGGAUAUAGCAUAGAAAGCUUGUAAGCUGUAAUUGAAGAUAAUUCCCCUUGCUUUUCACACCUUGGUGACUUAUUUAUAUGGGGCUGAAUGUUAUAUUCAUGGUGGGCCUAGUUCUCUCACAAGUUUUACUGAAAAUAAAGGCUUUUUGUUUUGUAAUUUUCAAGAAUGACCAAAAUAGCCUCUGAAACAAGACAUUAAAUCAGUUUGUAGUUAGGUUUUCUUUUAUCAAAAUCUUAUUUUAAAUAUGAGCUGUAGUGAUUGCAUUUGGUUGGGUGACAGCUAUAGCCUUAAAACCAAUCAUGGGGGUGUGGGUGGUUUGGAAAAUAAAACAGUACUGUUACAUUUAGGGGGCCAUCUCUGUUUAUAAAAAAUGUCUGCCUUAAUGCAGAUUUACUGGAAUAGCAUCACAGUUCUUGGGCUAUAAUAGAGAGUUAUUUCAACAGAGUCUCACAUCAGAUAAAUGGAAUUUGAAUUUUACCAAUCUUUUCCUUCUUGAAUUCAUCAUCCUUAUUGUGGAGUGUUGUAACUACCAAGAACUGUUAGGCUUUAUUUUCACCCCAGUUAAGACACUGUAAUUCCUCAAGGUCCUUAUUUAGUUGCUGCAUUGUAAUUUCCUUUUAAGGUGUGGGGUGUUGUGUAGUAUGUAUGACUGACUGACAUCUUAAAAGCAAAGUUCGCUGGUUUGACUGGUAGGGCGAAGGACAAAACACCCAUUCAGUUAACCUUGCUGUGAGCCUGCUGAAGCAACUGACUUCAAGUAGCAAAAAUAUUACAAAGUUGAGACUGCCUGGCAGCUGUGGAUGCAAAUCUGCCCCGCUUCAAAAAAGCAAGCCAAACUCUCUGAUGCUGAUCUCGUAUGGGAGCAGCUUUUUGUAGAUUUCUGAAGUCUGGUCAGCAAUCAUUUAUAUGCUGCAUAGAGAACAUAAACUUGGGGGCCAUUCUUUGAUUUCGAGCAGGCUAUGUGACUGUUGAAGUAGCAAACCUUAGGCGUGGUCACCCAGAAACGAAUGGAAAUGGCUUGAGAGGGCUCCCUAGGGGAUUGAGCUCAUAGUCCCAUAUGGACUACUAUAACUACUGAUUGCUUGUAUGUAGUUCCAUUCUGGGGAGGCAGUUGUAGAAACUAUAAGGAUACACCAGUUUCAAGUCUAGACUGAAAUAGUGGAUACUGACACUUCUAUAAUCUUGCAUUGCAAAACGAGGCUCUGGCAACACACAAGUUGUUGUAAAACUGACAGCCUGGUGUUGAUCACCACUACUUUAAUGUAACAGACAGCCUUUUCUCAACACAUAGUUCUAACUAAGCUGCAUCAGCUGGGAACUGUACUCUGCUCUCAAAAGUAUGACACUUUCUACUUGUGUGGUGUAAUUUAACAAUGUGAAGCGGUGAAAACUAAUAGAGCUAAGCUUUUCCUCGGAUAUGACCGGUUAUUUUCCCAUUCUUGACUGUCAAAACCCACCUGAAGCUUUGGGGGAAAGUUUGAACUUUUAAACUUUUCAGUGCAAAGUUGCACAGGUCAUGUGUAACAAACAGAACUUUUUCUGCACCAGAAAUAGCGCAAUGCAGCCCAACUUGAGAAGCUUCCUAUGCAUUUUUAGAGCUAUGCUUAUUCUGUGAAUGCAUGGAUGACUGGAACCUUCAUUAGUUUGUUGAAUAUAUUAAGAGCCAAAUAUGUGGGUCCCUCCCUGGGGAUUAAAAUGCAACAUUAAAUAUAGUUUUAUUUCAUUUGGGUUUUGUAAUGCAUCGCACACUGAAGCAGCUUUAAUCUGUAAAGUUUUUUGGUGAACUUGAGAGAAGAUAUUUAAAAUGGUAUGAAAGAAAGCUAUGCAUUUUACAGAAAGUUCAAAGGGGUAGUCCCAAUGGUACUUUUAGGGAUCUUUAUAUUCAUGUGUAUAUAUAAAAAUAGUUUGCAUAUACAAGAUAUAAUAUAAUCGGGUUGAAUUCUCAAAUGGGAGAAGCUGUGAAACAUAACUUAUGAAAAUAUUGUACGCAGAAGACACAGCCCUCAUUACAUAAAUGAAUUUUUGUCAUAUGCAUGAGAAAUGUCUUAUUUGGUGGCUAUGGAUGAAUGGUUGCAAUUUUGUUAGCUCCAUAAUGUUAGAUCACCACUCUUAAAACUGCUUAGCAUUAAAUACCACUUUGAUCAA
Molecule: messenger RNA, 3583 nt
Organism: Hemicordylus capensis (graceful crag lizard)
Lineage: Eukaryota; Metazoa; Chordata; Lepidosauria; Squamata; Cordylidae
Gene: GID8
Product: GID complex subunit 8 homolog
Exons: 7
Coding region: 250-936 (228 amino acids)
Biological process (GO): positive regulation of canonical Wnt signaling pathway; proteasome-mediated ubiquitin-dependent protein catabolic process
Cellular component (GO): nucleus; cytoplasm
Molecular function (GO): protein binding
Source: RefSeq, a predicted model, not a curated record